UCGCAAUUCCGUCUGCUACCGAUGUGGCGUCAAGGGACACUUGGCCAAGGUUUGUCCGUCUGAGAGCACGGAAAACCCGAGCGGGGCCGUCGGUUCCGUCCCGCCCGGGCGGCCCCAGCCCGGUUUCCGAGGGGCGAUGAGCGCAACGCACCAGAGCGGCGCUCAGUGGUCGCACCAGCCGCGCGUGCAACCGCCGGUGGUCACGUUUCCACAUCCACAGGGAAUGGCUGUUCCCCAGAUGCACCUGCCGUCGCCGGGGCAUCAGACUCGAGCGGCACCAGAGUCGGGUCCGCCGAGGACUUCGAGCGCGUAAUUCCCUUGAGACCGGAUAUGACCUUUGAUGGAGUAGUCGGAGGAGUUCAAUGUUGUCUUUUGCUCGAUACAGGGAGUAGUAUCAAUUUGAUGAACAAGUCUGUUUUCGACGUUCUAAUUAAUCGGCCGCCUCUUCAGAAGACGUCGGUUGUGGCCAAGACCGCAGCUCAGGACCCUCUGCCAUUGCUCGGUAGGGCAAACGUGUCACUUAAAUUGGCGGGUCAGACGACAGUGAUGCCGUUCUUUGUGUCUGAGUCUAUCGAUGUCCCAGUCCUGCUCGGCCUUGAAUUUCUAGCAUCCUGUCCGUGUGUUGUUGAUUUGGCUGGGGGACAACUGGUUUUGACGCCGUCACGAGUAGUCCGGUCUGUUUCUGCUUCGCUUGUCUCUGUUGGACGAGUGAUCGUGCAGAAAGACAUCUCUGUCCCUCCUGGUCAUGAGCUUGUGAUACCGGCCUUCAUCCCGAAUUCAGACUUUCGAGGGCCAGCCUUGUUUGAGCCGAACGCUGAUAUGGAGGGAGUGGAGCUGGUGCCCUCCUUUGUUUCAGUUUCAGGCCAGUUUGUGCCCUGCAUUGUAAGAAACAUUUCCAGCGAACCGGUGACAAUUCGGAAACGAUCUGAGCUCGGACAGCUUGAGGUAGGCGUUGCCGAGUGUCCGCUGGCUGAGACGGAAAGCAGCAAAACGACUUGGCGAGAGCAGCUCGAUCUUUCUCAGAGCGAUCUCAGUGAUCCGGAGCGAUCAGCUGUCAUUUCUCUGCUCGCCAAAUACGAGGACGUGAUUGAUGGUCGAUUGGGUUUCACGCCUCUGGUUCAGCAUCAUAUUGAUACCGGUGAUGCUCCACCUACCAGGUCCGCGGCUCGCCGGAUCCCUCCGUUUCUUCAAGGGAAAGUCAAGGCAGAGCUGGACCGCAUGGUGGAUGCUGGCAUUCUUGAGGAGAAUUUCGGUAGCAGUUGGGGAUCCCCCAUCUGCGUUGUGUCCAAGAAGGAUGGAAACAUUCGAAUAUGUGCCGAUUUAAGGAAAGUCAAUGCCGUGACUCGAAUUCCCGCUUACGUUCUGAUGCUGGCACUUUCAUCUUGGAGACCGACGCGUCUCAAGACGCUGCAGGUGCCGUUCUGA
Amphibalanus amphitrite is the source of this 1425-nucleotide messenger RNA. RefSeq lists its product as uncharacterized. Gene Ontology annotation, molecular function: aspartic-type endopeptidase activity. The record is from RefSeq and is a predicted model, not a curated record. Bases 331 to 1425 code for a protein of 364 amino acids. Gene Ontology annotation, biological process: proteolysis. Lineage: Eukaryota; Metazoa; Arthropoda; Thecostraca; Balanomorpha; Balanidae. The transcript is spliced from 2 exons.